UAGCAGUGAGACAUAGCCACCUCUAUUUCUCUACUCUCUUCUCUUCAUUUCUCUCUCUCAUAGCCUCGAUUUUUGCCUCUCGCCCCCUCGGUUCCUUCUUCUCUCGGGGUUUCUAUUGUGCAACAAAUGUCUUUUGAUCUGAUCAGCAAGAAACACCCGCGGUUUCUUCUGCGCGCUUUUGGUUUCACGAGCCGAGGUAGGCUGUGUUGUUGGCGUAGAUUCUUGUUUCGGCACUGGACCUGACAGCAAUUCAUAAGCUCUCCGUUUAUCAUUUCUGCCCUUUUUAGUUUAUAGAGAUAGUUAAUAUUUGCUCUGAAAAAUCAUUUAUUCCCGGAAAAAAAAGGAAAAACAAUAUUGUUGGCUGAAGGAUUUGGCUAUUUGGUGGCUAAUUUUUAAGCGACUGUGCAUUUGGAUUGGGGUAUAUUCAGAUUUGGGCAUAACUUGGUAGCUGGAUAUUGGGUAUAAUGGGAAAAACAUCGCUCCCUCCUGGGUUUCGGUUUCAUCCAAUGGAUGACGAAUUGGUUAUGUAUUAUCUCAAGAAGAAGGUAAUGGGGAAAAAGAUGCCUUUUGAAGUCAUUUCAGAGCUGGACAUAUACAAGUUUGUUCCACAGGAUCUGCCAGAUAAAUCUUGCUUGAAAAGUAGGGAUCGAGAAUGGUACUUCUUUUGCCCCAGAGCGAGGAAAUAUGCUAGUGGAGGUAGAAUGAAUCGAACAACAGAAUCUGGAUAUUGGAAGACCACUGGAAAGGAUAGACAAGUUGUUUAUGAGAAUCGAACUGUGGGACAGAUAAGAACUUUGAUUUUUCAUCAAGGUCGGGCACCAAAAGGGGACAGAACAGAUUGGGUGAUGCAUGAGUAUAGACUCGAAGAUAAAGUUCUCGUUGACAGAGGAAUUGUUCAGGAUGCGUUUGUGCUGUGUAAGAUUUUCCAGAAGAGUGGUCCAGGACCAAAAAAUGGUGCCCAAUAUGGUGCACCAUUUAAUGAAGAAGAGUGGAACAGUGAGGAUGAAGCUGAUCAUAUAGAAUCUUUACCUUUUUCUUCCAUAGAUGUGCCUGCAAUGGUGCUUAAUGACAACCAAAGCAAUUCCAUUUUAAGAGACACAGUUGGCCCUGAGGAUACGCCUAGUGGGUUUCCAUCUAACUCAGGUCCAUCUCAAAGUCUUCCAUCUGCUGACAUGGUGCUUCCAUCAGUUCCAGAUGGUGAUAAUUGUGAGCUUCCAGAUGAUAAUGAGCUUAUGUCAAUGCUUGACAUGUUUGAAGAUUUCAAUGAGAAUGAUGAAAAUGAGGUGGAUAAACCCAGCCAUGCUCAAAAUGUGGAUGAUGCAUUCCCUAUGGAAGGAAAUGAUAUUUUUAAGGACUUAGGGGACCUGGGCAAGCUGGCAGAGAUGAAUGAAGAUGGAUUUAAUUUCUCUAGUAGUCACAAAGGCAACCAUUCUCUGGAUCAGUGGCCCCCUACGGAUUCUUUUCUGGAGUUACGUGAUCUUGAUCAUCCAUUGAAAAUCAUUGUUGAAGGUAGUGGAUCUGGUUUUGUCCCGCCUGGUGGUGUUUGCAUGGAUUGCGACUGUUGCAAUAACUCUGAACACUUUGAUUAUCCAUUUAAUGAUUUUGGUGUGAGGCAUCAUGCUUCUGCAUCAAUUCCUAAUCCUCCUGUGCUGGCGGAUAGGUCUUAUGGGUUUGAGAAUCAAAUGGAUGUGUUUUCAAAGAAAUGUGUUGGAGAAAAUGCAAAGCAGGGAUAUGGGGGAUAUGAAUCUGCAUCAUACAGCACUGAACAAUCUGAACCAGACAGUGGACAUGUGGCUCAAACCCACAAAAGAGGAGAACAGCAAACAAAAUAUUAUUCAAGGUUCCAACAAUUGUUGGAGUCCAUCCCCAGUCGACCUGCUUCAGCAGCAGAGCAUCCUGGUUCUAGCAACGGACUGAGAAAGAAUACAAGAACUGUCUUGUGUGCUAGUGUUGGGGUUGGUGGGUGCACCGAGGAGGCACUGUCAGACAAGUUGGAGUUGUCAUGCCUGGGUUAUUGUGGGUGCAACCUGCAUAGGAGGAGGGAGUUUAGGAAGGAAGCAGCUCUCUGGGACGGCAAUUUCAUGUUUGCCCUAUUCUUGGGGAUGCUCUCAGCUUUAAUGUGUGUGUUCAUAGCUGCAAUCCUCAUGAAACUUGGUAGGUUUGCAUGGGACCUCCUCCUUGCUUAGCUUAUUUAUUUUCCAUUUUUGUUUUUCUUUCUUUUGUUGCCUGAGCUCAGUGCCAUGGUUGUGGUGGGAAGGCCUUCAAUUAUAUGGGGGUUGUGUAAAUAAGUUGGUUGGGAAUGUUUGGGAUUCUAUAAUGUUAUUUUGGUUGGUUAUUGACAUGAACAAGGACGAAUCCAUUAUGGGGCCAACUUGAUUGUGUGGGUCAAACAGAGGGUGUUAUGUGCCCUCUGUUUUUAAAUUAUAACUUGGCUUAUUUUUUACAUUUAAAAUGAAACGUUUGUUUCCAUAAUCUUCAUGGAA
Vitis riparia (riverbank grape) is the source of this 2483-nucleotide messenger RNA. Its product is annotated as NAC domain-containing protein 82-like. Gene Ontology annotation, molecular function: DNA binding. The coding region runs from base 465 to 2186 and encodes 573 amino acids. Gene Ontology annotation, biological process: regulation of DNA-templated transcription. The record is from RefSeq and is a predicted model, not a curated record. NCBI's taxonomy places the organism in Eukaryota, Viridiplantae, Streptophyta, Magnoliopsida, Vitales, Vitaceae. The transcript is spliced from 7 exons.